Podarcis lilfordi (Lilford's wall lizard) is the source of this 40102-nucleotide messenger RNA. The record is from the annotation of a GenBank genome assembly. Lineage: Eukaryota; Metazoa; Chordata; Lepidosauria; Squamata; Lacertidae.
CUGCUGAUGAUGCCCCUCGUGGCCAAGCCUGCGAUUCUAUGCAGGGGAAAUUGGCCCAACCGUCGAAUACCGGCCCUCCAAAUCACGAGGAUCAAAGACCUCUCGGGAUCCCGUGAUACAGCCCGGGAGAUCUUGCUCCGUUCGGGACCCGAGGAACGGGGAUCCUUUGCUCUCCAGAUCCCGUUCUGCUCCCGCCUCCGGGUUGCCCAAAGCGCACCUUCCAGCCCCUUGAGACGUCUCCGGAGGAGGGCGGCGCCUGGGUCGCCUGCGUCCCCUUAGCCGGGCGGGGCAGGCUGGGAUCCGGCGCGAUCGGCUCGGGAUCCCGGGGAGGGGGCGGCAAGAGAAGCCGCCGCAGCGCCCGCUCUCACUUUCGGCGAGCCGCGCGGGGGAGGCGCCCGCCUCCUUCCUCCUCCCCUCACUUUCACUUUUCCUUUCUCCGCCUCCCUUUCUCCCAUGAUCCAGCCGCGGGGACGUUUCCGGCGCUCAGUUGGAAAGUUUUCGACCGAGGAGGCGGCAGGCGUGGGGGGCUGGAGAGCAGCCAGAGGAGGGCGAGAGAUCCACACCCCACCCCCCCGCGAAAAAGGCCAGGAUUGGUGAGGGGAAAAGAGGAUCUCUCCCCACUAGGAAACACAGCCGCGGACGACUCCAGCAUCCUGCAAGCUGCGGGCAGGGAUGGCCAAGUCGAGCCCGGCAGAAACGCGCUUCUGAACCCGGCCAUGGGGCGGAGCUGAUCCCGGGGGUGGGUAUUUUCUCCUGCCACUCCCCCCCCCCCCCUUGACUGGCCUGCGGAUCAAGAGACCUUCCCUCCUCCAUCCUCGAAUUGGAGGAUCGUGCCUGAGGAUGCAAGUUUGUUUAUUUGUUUAUUUGGUUUUUUUUUAAACUGCGUGUUUGUUUGCAGCAUUGCAGGGGGUUGGACUAGAUGACCCCGGGGGUUCCCUUCCAACUUUGCAAAUCUAGGAUUCCUUGUUAAAAGAGAGAGGCAGAAACCCUAAAGAGAAGAGGGCAUCAUUGCAUGCCACCUAAAAACACUGAAAUGCUGCAAGACUGAAGGCCAUUUGUGGGUGCCGGCUAAGAGGCAGGGGUCUCCUUGGGUGGUGCUUUCAUUGGCAGUUAGUUGGCGUUAAUUGGCAGAGGCCCCCAGCAGAGAGAAGCAGAUGGAUUGUGGUUAGACACUUCUUUGCAUUGGCAGCAGCUGACAGCAAGCAUGCGCCUUCGUUCUGCUGCUUUCAGGACCUGCCAAAAACUUUUUUGUUGUUGUUUAGGCAAGCCUAUCCAAAACAUGUGAUUAUAUUUCGCCCCUUUUUUCCCAAAAUCUGUAGAUUUAAAAUCGUACUUCAUUUAUAUUUUAACCAUUUUAUUACUGUGUCUACCGCGGUCUGUGUUCGUUGCUAUUUUUCAACAAAUAUUUUUACACCGUUUCAUGUAAACGGCUUGGGCCUUUGCCUAAAAAAUUAAGUGGCAUAUAAAUAAAAUGAGAGAGUUGAGAUCAUGAGGACUAGCCUCUUCCCUGGAAAGAAGUGUUUUGGGUGCCCGACUCCAGAGACUUCUGCCCUGCUUCCCAUUCACAGCCUAUUGAAUAGAAGAGAGAGUGACGACUCGCCAGUCGAAAGGAGAUGUGUGCCUGUGAUUUUAAAAUACUAUAAUUAUUAAUUUGCUUUCGGUGCGAAAUGUCCCAAGAUUCGUGUGGGCAACAUGAGCGAGUGCUGGGUGCAGGAAGCCUGGUCUGCACCCUUAUUUUUGAAAGAUAUUUUGCAGGCCCCGUGUGCUGUAAAAUAUAAGAGUAUUGGACUUGCAUCGUAUGAACACAUGGGGUCAAGCCGGGGUCCUGAGUUACAGUCUGGUCUAUGCCAGCUUUUCCCAAACUGGCGGCUGGCAGGUGUUUUGAACUAUAGUUCUCAUCAGCCCCUUGUAGUCCAAGACACUUGGCUGCCUUCAGAUGUCUUCUACAAGUCAGAUAGAUGUUUAUUUCCUUGACAUCUGAUGAGAGGGCGUUCCACAGGGCGGGCGCCACCACUGAGAAGGCCCUCUGCCUGGGUCCCUGCAACCUCACUUCUCACAGGGAGGGAACUGCCAGAAGUCCCUCAGAGCUGGACCUCAGUGUCCGGGCUGAACAAUGGGAGUGGAGAUGCUCCUUCAGGUAUACCUGGCCGAAGCCGUUUAGGGCUUUAAAGGUCAGCACCGACACUUUGUUUUUUUAAAAAAAAUAAUAUUUAUUACUUUUCCAACAAUUUAAACACACACAAACAAAAAAUAAGAAGAAAAAAGAAAAACAAUACAGUACAUUACAAAAACACUACAUAACACCUUAAACUAACAAGACAAAACAAAAACAAUUUAAAAAACAUCAAACAAUUUCAGUAUCUUAUCUUUCAUUCACUUAUUUCAGUGACCUCCUCACACCUCCCUUUUUGUAUUCCACUUCUGUUGAUUGUUUCAGCAAUUCCUUUUCAUCUUCCUCUUCUUUCUAUCCUUUAAUUAUCUUAACACAUUCUAACCUUAUUUUUUCCUUUAAUACUCUAUUAAUCUAUUUAUACUUAAUUCCUUAUAACAUUUCUACUGAAGCCGUAUAACUUCAUUCCAACAUUUUUCUAACAUUCAUUAAUUUUACAGUAUUUCUGUAAAUAGUCUUUAAACUUUUUCCAGUCUUCUUCCACCGACUCUUCUCCCUGGUCUCGGAUUCUGCCAGUCACAGCACCGACACUUUGAAUUGUGCUUGGAAACGUACUGGGAGCCAAUGUAGGUCUUUCAGGACCAGUGUUAUGUGGUCUCAGCGGCCACUCCUAAUCACCAGUGUAGCUGCUGCAUUCUGGAUUAGUUGUAGUUUCCGAGUCACCUUCAAAGGUAACCCCACGUAGAGCGCAUUGCAGUAGUCCAAGCGGGAAAUAGCUAGAGCGUGCACCACUCUGGCAAGACAGAAAUAAUUUCUCUCACUCGCAGUGAACUUAGGCUGAUUUCGAUGUGCUGGUUUUGGUGUGCAAAAAGCCCUAUACAGUUUGGGACCCGAUGCCUAAAAUAACCUCCUUGCGGAAGCUCCCUUCUCAGGAGGUCUGUCCUGCUCCCGAAUCAGUGUCUUGUGGCACCUACCCCUUGGAAUUCCCUCCCUAUGAACAUUGUUAUUUUCUCCACACCUAUUGAUGACGUCCCUCUUCCAGGAAGCCUUCUAAGAAGAGACCUUUCCCAGCUUGCAUCUGGAUCGGAAUUGCUUUUAGAAGUUUUAAUUGUUAAUUAACGUUUGCCAUCCUUGGCUCCUUGGGGAGGAAAUCUUAACAGGUCAUACAUGAAAGUUCCCUAAUGCUGCGCAGGUGUAGGAAGGUUUGGUGGGGGGGGGGUAAAGUUUUCACCAGGAAACUAGGAAAACAGCUGGGAUUUCAUGUGUUCAGUUCUGAGAAAAUAUCUGAAAUAUUGAGCAAUUUUUCAUGCCUGACUUCCCCAACCCAUUAAUCUAGUUUUUUAUUUUUCUCUCUCCAGCAUUCAGAUCCAUUGAGUUCAAUAGAUAUGCUACGUUGUGUAUCACCCCUAGAUUUUAUUCAGUUGUCCCUAGAUUUUAUCUAGUUGUAGGAAAAACGUUAAUAGGUGUAAUAGGUUCGGAAUUUUUAAUAGUUGCAUUGGCAUAAGUAGUAAUACCUGGUUUUGCUUAUUUGUGUGUUUGCUUGUUUUUUGGUUCGUUUAUUGUGCUCUGGAUUUUGGCCAUGCUCCUGAACUGCAGCCCCAGAGUUUCUAGUUUCUUCAGGGAGAGACACUCCCUUGUCUCAGGAAUUUGUGACAUCCUUGUGUUGAGCAAUUCUUGCAGCUCAAACAUGUGAGCCACAUUUUAGCCAGAAGCUCUAGCCAAGAAUUGAUGCUUUUGAAUUAUGGUGCUGGAGGAGACUCUUGAGAGUCCCGUGGACUGCAAGAAGAUCAAACCUCUCCAUUCUGAAGGAAAUCAGCCCUGAGUGCUCACUGGAAGGACAGAUCCUGAAGCUGAGGCUCCAAUACUUUGGCCGCCCCAUGAGAAGAGAAGAGUCCCUGGAAAAGACCCUGAUGUUGGGAAAGAUGGAGGGCACAAGGAGAAGGGGACGACAGAGGACGAGGUGGUUGGACAGUGUUCUUGAAGCUACCAGCAUGAGUUUGACCAAACUGCGGGAGGCAGUGGAAGACAGGAGUGCCUGGCGUGCUCUGGUCCAGGGGGUCAUGAAGAGUCGGACAUGACUAAACAACAACAACAAAUGGAAGGAUUUCAACCAUGAAUUCUGAUCAGUUGAAGAACCUACCAUUUUUACCUAUCUCUUUGCCAGGAACGAUUUCCUGUUCACCACUCGGAAAUAAUUUUAUUUACAGUGGUACCUCGGGUCACAUACGCUUCAGGUUACAGACUCCGCUAACCCAUAAAUAGUACCUCGGGUUAAGAACUUUGCUUCAGGAUGAGAGCAGAAAUUGUGCAGCAGCGGGAGGCCCCUUUAGCUAAAGUGGUGCUUCAGGUUAAGAACAGUUUGAGGUUAAGAACGGACCUCCGGAACGAAUUAAGUACUUAACCCAAGGUACCACUAUAUUUGAAAGCUUUCAGUGCAGAGGCUUUCUCUUUUCAAGAGUGCCUAAAAUUUUUAUUCCAAAGUGAAAGCGAAUUUACUUCCAUUCAACAUGUGUGUGUUUAUCAAGCGUCCCUCCAGACAGCCGUUUGACUUAUCAUUAAUGAUUAUUUGAGUUCAUAAUGGUAUCGAGGCAUCGAUCCUGCAUUUAGAAUGAACUGUAUUCAUUUUUUUUAUUUCUUUAUGUAUUUAUAUCCCACCCUUUGUCCCAAAGGAGCCCAGGCCUGCAAACACAUCUGUAAUAAAUAUGCUUUUAUUGCUAUUGUAUAUCUUAAAACAACUAAAACAGAGUUAAUAACAGUCUUCUCAUCUCUUUAAAGUAUCAUUAUGCCUGAGUUUACAUAUAUGCAAGAGUGCAUCUCUUUUAAUAUCACCUUCAUUAUCUCAGAGAUUAUAACUAUAGAAACACAAAUAUGUUUUCAGCUUUUGAAUCUGUUUUUUAAAGAACCAAAAAAACCAACAACUGUUGCCUGUAAUUCUCAAGAGUGGCUAGGAAAACAGUAAUUUGGGAGUGAUUUUCAAACAGAUAAAAAGCCUCUCAGAAGGCUUCAAAAGUACAAUUCUCAAAUUGUUAAAUGUUAGGCACAGCACUGGAUUUAAAUAAAUAUUAUGGGAGCUUCGUGUCAUCGAGCUGCUAUUUAGAUAUAUUGUACUCUUGCUAAUCUACGUACCAAUUAUCAGUCGACCAUAUUAGCCGAUGUUUUGUGCUGAAAAUUCUGCUCUAGCUAAGCCACAGAGGACUUUUUAUAUGUUCUCCGAGGCUGAGUCACCUGGGUGCUUUUGCAGAGAGAGCGUGCGUGGUGGUAAUUCAAUAGCUGGGUUACUUCCAAACGAUGUUGCAAGCGCAAGCCUUGGACGUGUGUGUUUGCGUGGGGGGGAAGAUACUUUCCGGGAUCCCAGCCCUCUUGAGAAAUAAAGGAAGUGGCUUUCUGCUGAGUUGCCCAUUGCUCCAUCUAUCUCAGAAUGGCAGAAAUUCUUCAGGGUCUUGGGCAGCCAUCCUUCUUCCCAGACCAACCUGGAGAUGCCAGGAAUUGAAUUCUGCUUGCAGUCUCUACCGCACCCACCAAAGACAUAAACCGAUGGCCCGAGCCAAAGAUGUGGUUGCCUCCAGACAUCCUUUUUCUUGUGCAUUCGUGAUGAUUCGUUCCUAUGACACCAUCCGGAUGGCCACACACACUCCUGCUGUCCGUACUAUUUGUGCCUUCCUUUUUUUUUUAAUAAUAAUUUUUAUUGAUUUUAACAUAUAAAUUAUAAAGUGUACCACAAAACUUAUCACUUACACAAUCUUUUUAGACUUCUAGCAGCACCUCUGAUAAUCCACCGUUUUAUCCACUUCUCAUACAUUUCUUAGCUUUAUAUUGCCUUAAAGUCUCUUAACAAAUUAUCCUUCCCCUUACCUGUUUUUGCAAUACUUCCAACAAUACUCCUCACAGAACCUCUUGCAAACCUACAAACAUCGUCUGAUCUUCACAAAUGCUUUUCAAAUAGUCCGUAAAUUUACUCCAGUCUUCUGUGAAUUUCUGGUCCCGCCGGUUUCGAAUUCUUCCUGUUAGUUUUUCUAGUUCUGCAUAGUCCAUUAACUUCAUCCUCCAUUCUUCAAUUGUCGGUAAUUCUUCUUGCUUCCUACUAUUUGUGCCUUCCAACGUGUGGGGCGGUCAGAAUGCUCUGGUAACCUCUAGGUUAGAUUACUGCCAUGGGUGAUCCGUAGAGCUGCCUCUGAAGACGGCUUGGAAACUUCAGCUAGUUCAGAACUGGGCUACCAACCUGGAGCAAGAUGGUUUGAGCAUGUUGCACUGAUCCUGGUCCGACUGCACUGGCUGCCAGUUAGUUUCCGGGCCCAAUUCAAAGUGCUGGUUUCGACCUAUAAAGCUUGAAAUGGCUCGGGACCACAGCACCUGAAGGCCCACCUCUUUCCAUAUGAAUCUACCUGGACCCUGAGAUCAUCUUCUGAGGUCCUCCUUCGUGUGCCUCCUCCUCAAGAGGUGUGGAGGGAGGCAACACGAGAACAGGGCCUCCUCUGCAGUGGCUCCCCGUCUGUGGAAUGCUCUCCCCAGGGAAGUUCGCCUGGCGCCUUUGUUAUACACAUGGUUAUGAGGCAAAAACAUUCCUCUUCAACCGGGCCUUUGGCUGAUUGCCAUUCAAUGUCCUUUUAAUUGUGCUGUGGGAGAGGGAGAUUAUCGGCUUUCUUUUGUUCUUUUUAAAAUAAAUUUAUUCAUUUGGUUUUUCAACUUAAAAUUUUAGAGAGAGAUAUCAACUAUAAAUCAUAAAAACAAGAUUCCAAGGAAUCUCCUGGAAAAACUUGAAAUUUGCUAACCGACCAGGUAAAUUGCUGGCAUGGCAGCUAAAGAAGAAACAAAAUAUAAAAUUCAUACGUAAAUAUAGAAGAGAAAAUUGUAGAUAAUCCGAAAGAUAUAGGAAAGCUUUUGUUCUUAUUUUUAUUAUGUAUUUUGUGUUUAUUAAUAUUGUGAUUUCAUGUCGUGAACUGCUCUGAGAUCUACAAGUGAAGGGUGGUACCCAAGCUUAAUAAAUAAAAACCAAUAAUAAAACCACAAUUUCCAAUUAGCUCAUGUGACUCCGUGACAUUUCCUCUGAGUCGCCCUACAACUUAAUGGAUGUUUGCGUGCUCCUCUCUUUGCAGAUCCAGCAAAGCCGAGCAGAAUCGUUCCUCUUGCAUGGAGCCGGCUGCCGGGGCCACUUUACAUCGCACCUCUGCCGCUUUCCAAAGAUGAGUUUGGAAGAAGCAGCCUCUUACUCUCAUCACGAUGGAAGCUCAGCCCCCUGGUAAUGGAGAGAUUCUUCAACAAGGCCCUUCGGCGGCCCGUCCGCCAUCCUUCGUUAAUUUGCUGAAAGUGCACCGAGAGCUGCUGGUUGGCAAAGUCCGUAAUACCCAGUGUUUGAUUGACAACUUGAUCAAGAAUGAAUACUUCUCUACCGAGGAUGCUGAGAUUGCAGCACAAUAUCCUACACAAGCGGACAAGGUAUCUGCAUCCCUUUCAGACUUGUACAGUGGUACCUCCGGUUACAUAUGCUUCAGGUUACAUACGCUUCAGGUUACAGACUCCGCUAACCCAGAAAUAGUACCUCGGGUUAAGAACUUUGCUUCAGGAUGAGAACAGAAAUUGUUCUCUGGCGGCGCGGCUGCAUCAGGAGGCCCCAUUAGCUAAAGUGGUGCUUCAGGUUAAGAACAGUUUCAGGUUAAGAACGGACCUCCGGAACGAAUUAAGUACUUAACCCGAGGUACCACUGUAUUCGGAUUCGAUGGCAAGGAGAUUAGAGGAGGUUGACUAUUCUGUGAGUGUUCGUUCGGAUUUGUCAGCAGAGAGGUUAGACCAGGGGUAGGCAAACUAAGGCCCGGGGACUGGAUGCGGCCCAAUUGCCUUCUCAAUCUGGCCUGUCCCAGUGUGUUUUUACAUGAGCAGAAUGUGUCCUUUUAUUUAAAAUGCGGCCUAGGACCCACGUACCUACGGGACGGCCUCUCCUGGUAUGCCCCGCAGAGGACCUUAAGAUCCACAAAUAACAACACUUUGAAGGUCCCAAGCCUCAAGGAGGUUAGAUUGGUCUCAACUAGGGCCAGGGCCUUUUCAGUACUGGCCCCGGCGUGGUGGAACGCUCUGUAACAAGAGACUAGGGCCUUGCGGGAGUUGACAUCCUUCCGCAGGGUCUUAAAGACAGAGCUGUUCCACCUGGCCUUUGGUUUGGACUUGGUCUCACCCUUAUGUUUCCCUCCCUUUAUGGUCUUGAUUUAUCAGCUACUUUAAAAUGAGGCUAUAUUUUAAAUUGGGUUUUUUCCCUCCCCCCCUUUCCCCCUAUUAUGUUUUUACUGUGAUUUUAUUGGUGUUAGCCACCCUGAAAACGUUUGCUGCCCCCUGGGUUAGACGAUGAUUCAUCUUCACCCCAGCACUGCUCUUUUCAAGCCCUCUGCACUCCUCCCCGCGUUUCCCCUUUGCACCUCUGACAUUGGGGGGUGGAAAAACAGGGGGACGACUGCAAAGGCUUCCUCCUAUCACUUUGUUCCCGCUUCUCCGCCGCCAAUUUCUGCUGCGUUGAGAAGGAGGAGAGGACGUCUCCCUUUUGUCUAUCCCCCGUGAAGCAAAAUAAAGGAUGCCUUCUUCCCUCUGACUUCCCCCAGAGGCAGCUGAGCGCCCGGGAAGCCCACAAAGGCUUCGGACAGGUGGGCGGGGCAAUCGCCUGACAACCACAUGACAUCACAGUGACAUCAUGUGGCGCAGCAGAUUUUGCCCACAAGGCCAAUCCUGAUAAAGAUCUGGCCCAUGGAGCCAAAAAAGUUUCCUCGUCUCUGUAGUACAACAUACUAAAAGGUAAAGGUAAAGGGACCCCUGACCAUUAGGUCCAGUCGUGUCCGACUCUGGGGUUGCGGCGCUCAUCUCGCUUUAUUUGCCGAGGGAGCCGGCGUACAGCUUCCGGGUCAUGUGGCCAGCAUGACUAAGCCGCUUCUGGCGAACCAGAGCAGCACACGGAAACGCCGUUUACCUUCCCGCCUAUUUAUCUACUUGCACUUUGACGUGCUUUUGAACUGCUAGGUUGGCAGGAGCAGGGACUGAGCAACGGGAGCUCACCCCGUCAUGGGGAUUCGAACCGCCGACCUUCUGAUCGGCAAGUCCUAAGCUCUGUGGUUUAACCCACAGCGCCACCCGCGUCCCGUACAACAUACUAAGAUCAGUACAAAAAGUAAGAUGGGCCUGUAUUCAUGUGGACCCUGGACUUGUGGUUCUGGGCUCAUUUGUCCCAAUUGACAGAGCCAUAGCCCAUGCGAAUAAUAGUCCCCUCCUGGCAACAUCCCAGUAAGGCAAAGAUUCUUUAUGUGGGGUUUUUUUUCUAAACAGUAAGGGAGAGAAAACCUGUACUUCUGGCCAUAACUGACCCUUCCUCCAGCCUCUGGAGUUAAUUCUGUUUCUCCAGUUAAUAAUUGUUAGUUUUCUGCAGCCUCUGGCUGAUGGGCUUAAGGAACCAGUUAUUCAACAUUUGAAAUUUCAUUCCCUCACUGCGGUCGGUCAGGGUGUUUUGUGUACUCAGAGAUUCUUCAGGGUGCCGAUUCUCGAGGCUCAAAAUGACUCCUGCUGUGUUUGUUGAAAUACAUUCAUGCCUUCCAUAGUUUUAGUUACUGGUAGGUAGCCAUGUUGCUCUGCCGUAGUCGAAACAAAAUUAAAAAAUUUCUUCCAGUAGCACCUUAGAGACCAACCAAGUUUGUUAUUAGUAUGAGCUUUCAUGUGCAGGACUAUUUAACUGCUCAUCUUCUAACAUUGCGCAUGCCAUCAAAUACCAACAGUGCCCUUCAGCUCUCUAUAUUGGACAAACAGGCCAAACCCUAUGUCAAAGGAUAAAGGUAAAGAUAAAGGGACCCCUGACCGUUAGGUCCAGUCACAGAUGACUCUGGGGUUGCGGCGCUCAUCUCACUUUAUUGGCCGAGGGAGCCGGAGUACAGCUUCCGGGUCAUGUGGCCAGCAUGACUAAGCCGCUUCUGGCAAAUCAGAGCAGUGCACUGAAACAACGUUUACCUUACCGCCGGAGCGGUACCUAUUUAUCUACUUGCACUUGAUGUGCUUUUGAACUGCUAGGUUGGCAGGAACUGGGACCCAGCAAUGGGAGCUCACCCCGUCGCGGGGAUUUGAACCGCCGACCUUCUGAUCACAAGACUGAGAAACCAGUAGGAGAACACUUCAGUCUCCCAGGACAUUCUAUACAAGAUCUCAAGUAGCUGUCUUAUUACAAAAGAAUUUCAGAAAUAGAGUGGAAAGAGAAAUUGCUGAACUGCAACUUAUUACCAAACUUAAAACCAUGGAGAGACCUGGUCUGAAUAGAGACAUUGGAUUCUUACCUCAUUAUACUGUACAUGAUAAAGCUAUUUCUAGCCAUCUCACCCCUUGCUUUUUCCUGCAGUUGUUAACAGUCGGCAACAGGUUUACCACACCUAUCAGCCAAUCACCCAUUCCCACCACUCUUCUGAGUCAUACCCUCCCCACCCUCUCACUAUAUAUAAGGGUCUGGUGACUUCUGUAUCAGUGUAUCUGAAGAAGUGUGCAUGCGCACGAAAGAUCAUAACAAUAACAAACGUAGUUGGUCUCUAAGGUGCUACUGGAAGGAAUUUUUUUAUUUUGCAUUUAUGCCCUUUAGCUUGUGUUCAAACCAAUGUGGCGAGACAGGUGGUCCGUUGCCAAAUCUAACCACGGUUUCUCUGAAAGUCUGUGCAUUUGGGGAGCCAAUUAGCUGAAUCGUAUUCCUGGGAUUCAGAGUUUGGCGUGUUUGCUUGUAUGGUGGUAGUUGGGUCGAUGUUUGGGCAAAAACAUCUGGAGGGUUGUUUUCCUCAUGUCACAAGAAUGAAGUUGUGGGAUCCCUAAACCAUAAAACUGAGAAGACAUUCUGGUUGCAUUCAGACAGCACGUCGUUCCCUUUGCAUGAUCAUCGAACCAUAGAAUUGUAAGGGGCUAUGAAGGUAAUCUGGUUCAACCCCCUGCAAUUCAGGUAUCCUUUUGCUCAAUUUGAGGCUCGAACCCACAACCCUGAGAUUAAGAGUUUUCCUUACCUGAUAAGGGUCACAUUUUAUAUGACCUUUCACGCGACGUAAACGCCACUUUUCGAAACCGAGUGGACCCCAGUGGAAGUUCAGCACUCGUGUCUGCUUUUUGAGGGAGAGAAAAUCCGAUUGCACCCCCAUUUAACCCGCAAAAACGUGGGCUGAAAGUUGGGGCGGUAUCCCGCAACAUAUGAUUCUUUCCCGCCAGUUUCAUGGGUGAAUCAUGGGGAAACAGAAAUGCACAUAAAGCGGGAGGGUGGUAACUGUUAGAAUUCCUGCUCCGUGAUUGCAGUCAUGGGGUUUUUGUCUAUCACAUGACAAUAUAUGUUUUGACUCCACAAAGUGGGAAGUGACGGAGACAGGAUGUUUGUGUUACUGUGUUCCGUGAAGUGGGACUAUUGUCCUUUGUUCAUUCUCUUUGCUGUCUGAUGCUAGAGAGAGAGGGAGCCAUGUUGCAGUGCUCCAUGUGUGUUUAUAUGUAAAUAAACAUAGAUUAGCCAAAAUGCUAAGGUCUGUUACGCAAGCUGCAAAGACUCUGCGGAUCCCUAAGUGUGCCGAUGUCUGUUGGCAUUGGUCACUGUGAUGUUUGGGCAGAAGAAAGCUUUUGAAGGAAGACCAGGAGGGAGAGAACAUGCCAGUCAGGCAUGUGUCUCUGCCAGGGUCCUACUCGAGUGUAGGCUGAGCUCCUGACAGUAACAUGUUGAAUGAUGCCUGCUGUUGUGUCACGCCACAUAGUGUCCCUCUACUUGCAGCUGGUUCGAUUGGAAUUUAGCACGACGUGGUGGUAUAGCCGCAGCUCCAUUAAACACCAUGCAUGCAUGAAAAAAUGCAACAUUGGGACGUUGUUAUUGGUUCUGCAAAGAGGCAGGCAGAUGGUGUGUUGCCCCACAACAGUGAUUGACUCUAGAGUGCUUGAGAGUAGCUAUUAAUCCGCUGCCUCUGUAGAUCUCUGACGUCUCAUCUGAUCUUUCCGCAGGUCCGCAAAAUUUUGGAUCUCGCGCAGAGCAAAGGAGAAGAAGUGGCGGAAUACUGCGUCUAUAUCCUGCAGCAAGUUGCAGAUGCUUAUUACGAGCUGCAACCGUGGCUAGAAGAAAUUGGGUUUCGCCCUUCAGAGGUCGUUGGUAAUAAGCCCGUUGAAAAUACCGACCCAGGUAGGAUGUCUGCUUUUGGAAGACUCAUUCCCUGUAGAAAAAGCUUGUCUGGGUAAUCCCAUCAUUCAUUGCUUCAAUGUUGGUGAAACGCUUUUUCCAGGAGAAAUAAAUAAUGAAGGUUAGCAGGGUGAUUUUCUCAGGGUACGCUUCCCAUAAACAGACUACGUUUGCAGAUUGCAUCCUGCUGUUCGCAUUUACCCAGCCUGAAGCUGGUGGCUUGUUCCUCUGUGCAUGAAACGUAGGAGCUCUAGCAGAGUAUCUAAUGCAGCCUCCUCAAACCCGCUCCUCCUCCUCCUAAUAAUAAUAAUAAUAAUAAUAUUAUAAUAACUUAUUAUUUGUACCCUGCCAAUCUGGCUGGGUUUCUCCAGCUACUCUGGGCGGCUCCCAGCAAAAUAUUAAAAACAGGAUAAAACAUCAAACGUUAAAGACUUCCCUAAACAGGGUUGCCUUCAGAUGUCUAUAAAAGUCAGAUAGGUGUUUACGUCUUUGACAUCUGCUGGGAGGGCGUUCCACAGGGCGGGCGCCACUACCGAGAAGGCCCUCAGCCUGGGUCCCUGCACCCUCACUUCUCGCAGGGAGAGAACCACCAGAAGGCCCUCAGAGCUGGAUCUCAGUGUCCGGGCAGAACAAUGGGGGUGGAGACGCUCCUUCAGGUAUACUGGGCCGAGGCCGUUUAGGGCUUUAAAGGUCAGCACUGACACUUUGAAUUGUGCUCAGAAACGUACUGGGAGCCAAUGUAGGUCUUUCAGGACUCCCGGUCAUCAGUCUAGCUGCCACAUUUUGGAUUAGUUGUAAUUUCCCGGUCACCUUCAAAGGUCGCCCCACGUAGUAAUCCAAGCGGGAGAUAACCAGAGCAUGCACCACUCUGGCGAGAAAGUCUGCGGGCAGGUAGGGUCUCAGCUGGCGUACCAGAUGGAGCAGGUAGACAGCUGCCCUGGACACAGAAUUGACCUGUGCCUCCACUAAGAGAUUGUUGGAUCACAACUCCUAUCAGUCCCGACCAGUCUGGCUGUCCUGCUUGGGACUGAUGGAAGCCGAAUCCCAAAAUCCCUGCAGGGCUCCAAGUUGGGGAAAGCCAAUCUCAUGGCUACUUCAAAUAUAUCGUGUAUGUUGUAACAAAGGCUUGCUGCACAUUUCUGGUGUCAGAAGCCGCUGGAAGACAAAACUGAGAAGGAGGUGCUUUAGGGAGCCUUUAGGGAGCUGAAAUGUGUAAAAAUAAAAUCACUUAUUUGAACAGCAGACCUGCAUGGCAUAAAACAAGCUACUUUGAAAGUGCUCUCAGGGUCAGAGGUGACUUUGCUGUAGGCCAGGCAUGUCCAAAAUCCGUUUUGGGGGCCUAAUUCAGCCCCUGUGGCAGUUUUAUUUCCCGGGGUAAAAUCCUCAGCAACUUCAAUCCUAAAAAAAAGGUUCACAAUUUUGGUCGGCCAUUCACUUCAUCUAAUCUGGCCCUCUUUGAAAAAAGUUUGGACACCACUGCUGUAGGCAAACACAAGCCCAAACCCUUAUAGAAUCCAGCAGAAUUGUGGUGGUUGUUACAUUUAUAUCCCAACUUUUCCCCAAAGAGCUCAAGAUACAGAAUUCUCCCCCUGUGCAUUACAACACUAAGGUUGGUUAGGCUGAGAGUGAGUGAGUGACGGGCCCAAGGUCACACAGUGAACUUUAUGGCUGAGUGGAGAUUUGAACCCUGAUCUCCCAGGUCCUAGUCUAUCAUCUAACCACUACCCCACACUGACUCUCUGCUUUUUUUUUGUACUGGUUUUGUAUGAAGUAUCUCUUCAUGCUGGCUCUCCUGUGCUAGAAUUUCUCUUCGUCAUAACCAAUGCUACCUUUAGUUAGCAGGUACCGUCAGAAACUUAAAGAUGAAUUGGGCCGAGACACAAAGUUCAUCAUGUCGUAUGCCCAGAAGGAGGACAUGUUGCUUGAGGAGAUUUAUUCCUCCAACAUCAUGGAGUUUAUCAAGGACAACAACGAGAAACUCAGCAACGUGAAUAGCUUGGAGGACCUGUUUGAUGUCAACGUUGGUCUGAUCAAUGAAGCUGGAGAGGUGAUCUAUAUCUUUGGUGAUGCAGGGAUUGGGAAGUCCAUUCUCUUGCAAAAGAUGCAAAACCUCUGGUCCAAGGGUAAACUCGACGUAGGGGCCAAAUUCUUCUUUCGUUUCCGAUGCCGGAUGUUCAGCUGCUUCAAACAAGAUGAAGCCAUAUGCUUGAAAGAUCUCCUGUUCAAGUACAACUGUUUCCCAGACCAGGACCCGGAAGAGGUCUUUGACUUCAUCGUGAAGUUCCCUCACACGGUUCUGUUCACCUUCGACGGCUUUGAUGAGAUCCAUUCUGACUUUGACCUCAACAGCAUCCCAGAGAUCUGCUCCCCCACUGAAUCAAUCCACCCGCUGGCUUUGCUGGUGGGUCUCCUCAGUGGGAAACUUCUGAAGGGAUCUCAGAAAGUCCUGACUGCCAGGACAGGGACGGAUGUUCAUCGGAACAUUGUCCGGAAGAAGGUACAUCUCCGAGGGUUUUCCAGCAAUAACCUGAAAGAAUACACGAAAAUGUUCUUCAAAGACGAAGGGUGCAGGACCUUAGUCCUGAACCAACUGGAAGCCAACCCAAAUCUGAGCAGUCUCUGCUUAGUGCCUUUGUUCUGCUGGAUUAUCUUCAAAUGCUUUGACCACUUCCACUUGGCCUUCGACAGCCACGAGCUCCCGGAUUUCACCGUGACCUUGACUGAUAUUUUCUUGCUGAUGACCGAAGUCCACCUCAACCGAAUCCAGAAGACCAACUUGCUGAAGAAGAACAACAGGAGCCAAGUGGAGACCUAUCGGUCCAACAAAGAGACGCUGUUUGCUCUGAGCAGAGUGGCCCACGCGGCCAUGCAGAAAUCUCUCUUUGUCUUUGACCAAGAGGAAGUCCUCGCCAACCUCUCUGAGCAGGAGUUGCAGCUGGGUUUCCUCAGGGCGGUUCCCGACUACGGUGGCCGCGGAGACCAAGUUUCCUACGAGUUCUUGCACUUGACCUUGCAGUCCUUCUUCACCGCUUUGCAUCUGGUCACCGACGAGAAGGUGAGCGCCAAAGAUCUGCUCCGGUUUUUUGCCGAAUGCUCCACCUCAGAUGCCGCCCUGCGUUCUUGCUUCCCGAUGGCUUGGCUGAAGAAGCACCACCCGACGGGAGAGGACCCUUUCCGGAACAACGAGCACUUCCACUUCACCAACCUCUUCCUCUGCGGCUUGCUGUCCAAGUCGAAGCAGAAGCUCCUGCAACACUUGGUUUCUCCUGCUUCCCUCAAGAAGAAGAGGAAGGUGCUCCUCACCUAUUUCUUUGAAAGCAUGAAGUCCCACCUGAAGGGACUAACCCGGGCGAGGCUGAAGGAAUACCGGCAGAUUCAAGUGAUGCCCAAUUUCAUAUGGAUGUUGAGGUGCAUCUACGAGACUCAGAGCGAGAAGGUGGGCAUGGGGGUGGCCAAGGGCAUGGGCGCCAACUACAUCAAGCUCACCUACUGCAACGUCUACUCUGCCGACUGCAGCGCCAUCUCGUUCACCAUGCAUCAUUUCCGGAAGCGCCUGGCCCUGGACUUGGACAACAACAACAUCAACGAUUACGGGAUAAAGCAGCUGAUGCCUUGUUUCAGUAGGCUAGCGGUACUUCGGUAAGUUCCUGGGCUUGUUGUCUGCUCUCAAAGGUCAUCAGCCCAUCUCUGAUAACAGUGGUAAUUAUUAUUAUUUUUAUUAUUAUUUAUUAUUUAUACCCCGCCCAUCUGGCUGGGCUUCCCUAGCCACUCUGGGCGGCUUCCAAAAAAAUUAAAAUACUGUAGUACAUUAAAAACUUCCCUGAACAGGGCUGCCUUCAGAUGUCUUCUAAAAGCCUGGUAGUUGUUUUUCUCUUUGACAUCUGGUGGGUUAGGGUUAGGGGCGGGUGCCACUACCAAGAAGGCCCUCUGCCUGGUUCCCUGUAACUUGGCUUCUCAGAGUGAGGGAACCGCCAGAAGGCCCUCGGCGCUGGACCUCAGUGUCCGGGGCUGAACGAUAGGGGUGGAGACACUCCUUCAGAUAUACUGGACCGAGGCCGUUUAGGGCUUUAAAGGUCAGCACCAACACUUUGAAUUGUGCUCGGAAACGUACUUGGUUUUGGUACCUCGGUUUUCGAACGUUUCGGUUUUCGAACGCCAAAAACCAGAAGAAAUAAAUGCUUCCGGUGAGUCCCCCCCCCCCCCAAUUUUCUCUGUUGAAUUUGCAGACCGCCCUUUGCGCCUCAGUUUCCGAACAUUUCGGAAGUCGAACGGUCUUCCGGAACAGAUUACGUUCAAAAACCGAGGUACCACUGUAUAAGACUGCCAGGCUAACAAAACACGGUUUGUUGGAGGGGAAGCAAACAGCAAGGUUCAUCAUGCUCUCUUCCUUUCUUCCUUUCUUCUCUUUCCUUUUUUAAAAAACUUAUUUUAUUAAGUUUCAACAUACGCAGUCAAAACCCAGUUUCGUCUUUGCUGUUAUUUUUGUCAGCUUCUCACCCUGUUUUCCAUGGAGUUGUUUUUAAUAAUUUUUAUUAAAGUUUCUGUUUUACAGUUUAUUUAAACAUCCUUAAAAGAUCAGUGACUUCCCUUCCUCUCUUACCAUGGUUCAUUUUGCAUAUCAUAAAUCCCUGCAUAUUUUAGGUAAACCAAACCAUUCAGUAUUCCAUUACUACAUCCAUCAAAACUUAUUUACACUGUUGAAUUUAUCUUAAGGCUGCCAACGUUUUCAAGUGUACACGAUUCCUUCCCAUACAUUCAAUAAACAUUUUCCAAUCUUCUCUAAACGUAUGUUUUGUUCUAUUUCUUUGAUGCUGCAACAAAAUCUAAAGAGCACAUUUCGGUCCCUAUUAAAAGGAGGAUUGUCCGACUACUUUUCCCCCUGAUGUAUCUCAACGAGCCAUUUAUUUUCUCCCGCCUGCCCCAUUUAUUUUUUUCAGGUUAAGCGUUAACCAGAUCACAGACCAAGGAGUCAGAGUGCUUUACGACGAGAUGUCCAAGUACAGAAUUGUGAGUUAUUUGGGGUACGUAUGAAUGAGGAGCUCGGAUAGCUGUCACGUUCAGGGCUGGUCCCGAUGACCGAAGGGAGCCUCGUGAACAUCGUGUGUUCAUGUGCGACUCUGCCUUGCGCCAAAUCGCCUUGUCGCUCCCUCAUCAGUGUUGGCCCCAGGCGGAAAGACAUGAAAGGCGUUUGGAUCCAGCUCCCACUCAUUUUCCACCGAGUCUUGCAGUUGUCUUUUAAAAAAACAAAAACAAAUUUUAUUUAUGGUUUUCAGGUUUAUACAUUUCAAUAAUUUAAAUCCUGCCAAUGUUCUUAUCGGUUUACAAUUUGUCCGUAAAUAUUCCAUAAGUUUCUGUACAUUCUGGGUCGUCUUGCAGUUGUCAGUGGGUCUUGUUCCCGAAUGAGUGGGCACAGUAUUGCAGCUGUGCAGUGAAAUAUUUUUUUCUCUGUCUUAUCACACGCUGGCUCCAAGCCAGGUCUAGGUGCAGGUAAAGAUGGUGUUAAUUUUCCGUGAAUUGCACAAGAAGGCAGUGGGUGUUGGCAGACUGGAAUAAUAGACAUUGGCAUGUGCAUUCCAUUCAAAGCCUCUCUAGAAUGUGCAACUGAUAAGGAUCCAUAUUUUCCCAUCCAGCAAGCAAAUGCGCAUACAGAACAGUACAGAACAUGCUUUGCAGAAUUGAGGCAACUGGAGCCUUAAAGCAAACUGCAAACCUCCUUCUUGAACUUUUGCACAGUUAAUUUACCAGGUUCUCGUACAAAAUAAGCAGGUCUCUGACCCUAAAUGAGUUGUACUGGGGGGUUUUUUUGUAGGGGGGAGGGAAUCAGAUCCCACGCAUCUAAUAACCCUACCCGGUUUGUAGCUGUUAGGUAAAGUAAAGGUAAAGGGACCCCUGACCAUUAGGUCCAGUCGUGACCGACUCUGGGGUUGCGGCGCUCAUCUCGCUUUAUUGGCCGAGGAAACCGGCGUACAGCUUCUGGGUCAUGUGGCCAGCAUGACUAAGCUGCUUCUGGCGAACCAGAGCAGAAACGCCGUUUACCUUCCCGCCGGAGUGGUACCUAUUUAUCUACUUGCACUUUGACGUGCUUUCAAACUGCUAGGUUGGCAGGAGCAGGGACUGAGCAACGGGAGCUCACCCCGUCGCGGGGAUUCGAACCGCCAACCUUCUGAUUGGCAAGUCCUAGGCUCUGUGGUUUAGCUGUUAAAAAGUUACAAAUCUAAACACCGGGUCCUUUUUUUAUUAUUUCCCCCACCGCCCCACAGCUUGUACAACAACCAGAUUACCGACGUUGGAGCCAAGUAUGUUGCAAGACUGAUUGAAGAAUGUCCAAGCCUGAUAUAUGUUAAGUAUGUAUUCCUAACACACACACCCCCUCUACCGUGUUUCUCAGUGCAGCGAAAGCUUGAAAGAUACAAGCAGGACUGGAAUAACACUUGUAGUUUAAUGGUGAAUCUUGGAGAUAAUGGAGAUGUAAAAGAUUUGGAUGAUUAUAAAAGAUGCAGGAGGAAAUGGUUAGCAAAAGGACCUGCAAAGGGGAGGAGGGCAGUCCAGGAGAUUCCCUGGAAUCUUCUUUUUACGUUAUAUAUUGGAUAUGUGAUUGUAAAGCUUGGAUUUGAAAACCAAAUAAACAAUUCAAAAAGAAAAAUCAAGCUUGAAAGAUAGAGGGAAAGGUCAUUUUUCUUAGACGGAGUGAAGCUUCUGCAUGGAUAGCUAUUAUUAUUAUUAUUAUUAUUAUUAUGCAUUUAGGACAUUUGUACCCUGUUGUUCAGCCAAAAAAGGCUUCCAGGGCAGCUUACAUGCAGUCAAAACAAGACAGUGCCUCCCCACAAGCUUACAAUCUAAAAAGACACGACACACAAGGGAAAGGGGACACGGAGGGAAGAGGAAAAUAAAAAUCAAACCUCAGACACCGGUUUCUAAACAGUUGUUCCCAUAACAACCAGCUGGCAGAGCUCAGGGGUAGGAGCUCGCCUCUCGCAGCAUAGAAAGAGUUCUGCUUCUCUGCUUCUGAGUGAUCUCUCUCUCUCUGUCAUAGGCAGUUGUCCGUGUGAAUAGGGUUAAUGGUAACUUUAGUAAAUUUAAGUCGUAAAUUUAACUGUCAAUUUGAUUCCCUCCUCCUCUUUCUUUUUUCCUUUCUCCUCCUGUGAUGAGGCUGCAUUUUAAUGUUUCAAUGUUUUAAUGUUAUAUUUUAAUCUUGUUUUUAAGUUGUAUUCAUUCAACUUGUUUUUAUUAUUGCUUGUUAGCCGCCCUGAGCCCGGCCUUGGCUGGGGAGGGCGGGGUAUAAAUAAUAUUAUUAUUAUUAUUAUUAUUAUUAUUAUUAUUUAGCCAAUUUUAAUCAGAUCUUCAUUUUAAUUGGCUGACAGUUAAGGACACACUACAUAAAGCUGAUUGUGAGGCUGGUGCAUAGGAGUGAAAGAGAAUGAAAAAUAAAAUAUUGAAGAUGGCCUUUUAAGAGUACACGGUAGCUUAUAAUUAUUAUUAUUAUUAUUAUUAUUAUUAUUAUUAUUAUUAUAUUUUAUUUUGACAAAGUAAUAAUCAUACAUAAAUAAGAAAAAAAAUGUGCACCCCACCACCAAGACCAUUCCAUUGUAACUAUCCAGCCUCCCCAAAUUUCAACACCUCUUGCGAUGGUUUGACCCCUUUCCGUUUAAACAGUACAAAUUCUACAAACACACCUUCCGUAUCUCCUCAAAACCAUUUCUCCUGCAUGUUUCCCGUCUUACCUUAAAUUAACUCACAUUUUCUUUAGAGUAUCUCUAGCCCUGUGGAGGUUUUAAAAUAUGCACACUUAUUUAAAUAUGAGGAUCCCAAAGGCAGAUAAUUGGGCAACCAAAAAUUCUUUAAUCCGCUUAUUAUGUUGUUUCAUAAAGCAUUCAGCGAAGUAUCCCUUUGUUGGAACCGAUUCAUUAAUACCUGUUCCAACGAGAGACAUUCCGGUUACAAAACAGCAAACACAAGUGAAUCUGAUUUUCUUUCUAGAAGUGAAGAAAGAAACCACUAGCUAAAAUGGCACUGAAGGAAUUCCAUGGCAUUGUUGACUUGAUUUCUGGCAAAACAAAAAACAAAAACCUACCCACAUGGUAUUUCUUUGCAGAAUAGGAGCAAACAGAAUAACCACAGAGGGAGGGAAAUGUCUCGCUGAUGCCAUCCGGAAGAGUAAAACAAUGUAUGAAAUUGGGUAAGUUGGAUCACUUUUGUUCUUGGUUUUUAAUAAUUGGGGUACCCUGCCACAAAGGAUCUUGGACACUGAGUGACAGUUUGACGAGCCUAGGACUUGCCGAUCAGAAGGUCGGCGGUUCGAAUCCCCGUGACGGGGUGAGCUCCUGUUGCUCAGUCCCUGCUCCUGCCAACCUAGCAGUUCGAAAGCACGUCAAAGUGCAAGUAGAUAAAUAGGUACCACUCUGGUGGGAAGGUAAACGGCGUUUCCGUGCACUGCUCUGGUUCGCCAGAAGUGGCUUAGUCAUGCUGGCCACAUGACCCGGAAGCCAAUAAAGUGAGAUGAGCGCCGCAACCCCAGAGUCGGCCACGACUGGACCUAAUGGUCGGGAUUCCUUUACCUUUUAAUGCGAGUUUAAUUUAUUCAGUUUAUUUAUUAUUUAUUGAAUUUAUAUACCGCCCUAUACCCGGGGGUCUCAGGGCAGUUCACAGAAUAAAAUCAAGAGAUAAAACCACAGAAUACUUAAUAAAACAACAACUCAAUAGUUCCCCCCCCCCCACAAAACCCCACAUUUUAAAAGGGCGACUGAGCUAACCUGUCCUGAGACCUACUGGUGAAUGAUAGUAAUAGUAAUAAUCAGUGCUUAUUUUCUGGGGGGAUGCAGGGGUACACAUACCCCUAAACGUUUUGUGAAUCUUUGUCUAUUUACUGUAUUUAUUUUUCCCAGUUUGAACUAUAAAAUGGUGAUUUGUUUCUUGAGUCAAAAUGAGAGUCUCCCUUAAAAAUAAAAAAAAAUAAAAAACCACUGGUAAUAAUAAUAAUAAUAAUAUGCCCCAUCUCUUUCUUUUUGAUAGGAUGUGGGGUAAUCAGGUUGGAGACGAAGGCGCCAAAGCCUUUGCAGAAGCACUGCAGAAUCACCCCUCUAUAACAAACGUCAGGUAAGACCAUAUGUGAGCAGGGAACAACGGCUUAGACUCUUCAGACGACCUAUAUCAUGAAGGAUUAUCCUCAUGUCAGAAGAGCAAGCACCCCACAUUUCAGAACAAUGGGGCACCUUAGAACUGUUAAAUGGGGCUGGUGAGGCUGGAGUCAACUAUCCAGCAUCCUGGGAUAGGUCCCGGGGCCUGAGCCCCACAACUGAUACCCGCCCUCAGGUGACUGGACUCGGCCAUCCUUUUAAUUUCCCACAAUGCCUCACAGGGACAGAGGCACUGUGGGAAAUUCAAAGGGUGGCCAGACUCUAGGCCCUGGGUAGGCAAACUAUGGCCCAGGGGCCAGAUCCGGCCCAAUCGCCUUCUAAAUCCGGCCCACAGACAGUCCAGGAAUCAGUGUGUUUUUACAUGAGUAGAAUGUGCCCUUUUAUUUAAAAUGCAUCUCUGGGUUAUUUGUGGGGCAUAGGAAUUCGUUCAUUUUUUCCCCUUCAAAAUAUAGUCUGGCCCCCCACAAGGUCUGAGGGACAGUGGACUGGCCCCCUGCUGAAAAAGUUUGCUGACUCCCGUUCUAAGCCUAGGUAAAUGGAGUCGGUUGUUGUCAGGAUCUGUCUUGGGCAGCAACUGAGUUAUCUUCCGAGUCUGUUGUUGUUGAGCAAUACCAAUAGAUUGUUGGCAGAGAACCGGGGAGCCUAAUUUAGAGCAAAGACCUUUUAAAAAAUCAAAGAUGAUUGAUGUCUUAAAUGGUGGCGUUACAGUACCAAAACAGCAUUGUCAGUCCAUAUUUGGCUGUAAAAAGCAUUAAAAAAUAAAAUUGGCGUUGGCAGCUGCUCAAAAUUCAGAGAGACGCUUUUAAAACACAAUUUUCCUUAAGGGAAAAAGCAAAAGCUUGUCAAUCACUUUUCUUUCAUCUAACAAACAAACCUUGCUGAUUCUCUGCUAAGGAGAAUGGCCGUUUUCCUUCUCCCACAAGAUGGCAGACUUCAUCAAGUGAAAAUCUCAAAAGUCUGUUUAGUUGGAUGAGAAGAGAGGGCCAGUUUUUUGAGAGUACUCCACCUGCACACAAACGUGUGAAUACAAAACAACAACAGCACAGAUUUAUGCAAAAAUAAAAUAUCAUACAAGGAAGCCAUAAUUAUUUCUGGUACUUUCUGGAAGUACAAACCAUGGCAGACCCAUGUCUCCCCAUGCUGAAUGUGUGAAACAGCUGAGAACCAGAGAAAAUGUUGAGUCUUUUGUGUUUGGAAAUCUCUGUUGAACUCACCAGUGAUCCCUGCUGGCUAGUUUUGGUCAAAAGUCCCUCUCUGUCUGCCUUGCCUUCUUUGCAAUGGUGUUGGAAAGCUCUGAUCUCUUUGAGGAGAAGGCAGCUGCAGGGAACGAAUGAAUGAAUGUUGAUGGUGGUUGUAAUGAGUAUGAGUUACUCGUGCGUAAACUGGUGCCGCUCUAGGCUAAUUUGCCUUGUUAAACCUUUUUGACUGCACAGCCCUUUCUCAUCGUGGCUGCCUCAGUCGCUGGCAGAAUCCGUCAGUGGGCGUUUCUUGAACUUCUUCCAACAUAAAAGUUGUUUGACACCCAGUCUCCUCCUCCUCUCACUGCGCGGGAGUCUUCUGCGCAGGGAGGGCGUGGGUAGCGGAGAACCUGUGCCCUCCUCACUGAGGUCCAGUAAAGAGUCCUGGAGCCCUCUCUCCGAUUCCCCCAUCUGCCCCCCUUUAUCCCUGGUGUUGCGCUGAUUUGCUUCCCCCUCUACUGAGCUGUUUCUCCCCCUGCUGCUGGGUCCUUCGCCAGCAUCAUCUAGGAGCCUCCCCUUCGCCUCUCGCUCUGAUGUCAGUUCCCUGACAGUGGUGAUGAUGAUGAUGAUGAUAAUAAUAAUAAUAAUAAUAAAUAAAUAAAUAAAUACACAGCGAAAGCUUAAAAUCCAAGGCAUUGCACAGUUGAAGUGUCCAAUGUUGAAUUAGAAGCCAAUUGGGGGGGGGAGUUUUCAAAAGCUUAAAAUCUAAGGCUUUGCACCGUCAAAACAUCCAGCGUUGAAUUAGAAGCCAGGUGGAAUAAAAAUGUUUUCAAAAGCUUAAAAUCCAAGGCUUUGUGCAGGUGAAUGUCCAGCGUUGAAUUAGAAGCCAGAUGGAAUAAAAACAUUUUCACUGCCUGCCUGAGAAAACUCAGCGAUAAUGGUGCUCAUCUAAGCUCUUUUGGGAGGGAAUCCAUAACUAGGGGGCUGUCACCGAAAAGGUCCUUUCCGGUUGUCCACACUCUGCAGUAACACAUUACCUGAUUGGCUCCUUGCUUGUCUGUACAGGCAGCAGCCAUUGGAGGCUCAGUGAGGGCAGCCGACCUAGCUAGCACCCCAGUUCUGAGCUUGCUUUGUGAAACCUCCCCAGAAACCUCAUUUGGUUGCACCUAAGGGACCUGGUGGGAAGCACUGUCUUCUUCCAAGCCAGGCUUCAGCAGAGCGAGUGUAAGAGUGGCCUUGCGGGAUUGCACUCAGGGAAUCCACCUGCGUCGGACCCAGGGCCUUACGUGAGUGGCCUCAGGUGCAAGAGUCGUAAAACAGGAAUACCCCUCUCCAUGCCACCUCGCAAACUCCAUUUUGAAACGGAGAAGCGUGAAAAGCCAUUUCUUGAAGUGGCAUUGCUCCCCAAAGACCAAAAAUGCUUACAGGUCUCACUAGGAGACGGUUACAGCACGGAUUCUGCAAGCCUCAAUUCCUUCCUCACUUCCAUUUAAGACACGCAUUUGAGGAGGAAACUCACAGGUGAAUCUGUUCUCUUGUAUAUGUGGGUUCUCCUGCUUCCAAGCUCGACUUUUUGGUUGCCACUGCAAGCCCAACCUGCCUCCUACCCUUCCAUUUUGCUGUCUCUAUGGGGCAUCAUUUAUCCGCCUGAUGAGGUACAGUCGUACCUUGGUUCUCCAACAGAAUGCGCUCCAGGAGUCCAUUCGACUCCCGAAACAGCUCAAAAACCAAGGCGCGGCUUCCGAUUGGCUGCAGGGGCUUCCUGCACUCAGCCGGAAGCUGCGCCGGAUGUUCGGCUUCCGAAAACCGUUUGAAAACCGGAACACUCACUUCUGGUUUUCGAUCGUUUGGGAGCCGAAAUGUACGAGUUCCAAGGUGUACAGCAACCAAAGUACAGCUGUACUAGUUGUUCACAUUGCAGGCUUUGAGCGAGAGAGACGAAUCUCCUUGUUUUGGGGCACUUCGAACACCCAAGACACCUUGAGCUGAAGAAGAAGAAGAAGAAGAAGAAGAAGAAGAAGAAGAAGAAGAAGAAUCAUGGACUAGCAAUGCGCUCUAUGUGGGGCUACCUUUGAAGGUGACCCGGAAACUACAACUAAUCCAGAAUGUGGCAGCUAGACUGGUGACUGGGGGCGGCCGCCAAGACCACAUAGCACCGCUCUUGAAAGAUCUACAUUGGUUCCCAGUACGUUUCCGAGCACAAUUCAAAGUGUUAGUGCUGACCUUUAAAGCCCUAAACGGUCUCGGCCCAGUAGACCUGAAGGAGCGUCUCCACCCCCAUCGUUCUGCCCAGACACUGAGGUCCAGCGCCGAGGGCCUUCUGGCGGUUCCCUCAUUGCGAGAAGCAAAGCUACAGGGAACCAGGCAGAGGGCCUUCUCGGUAGUGGCGCCCACCCUGUGGAACGCCCUCCCAUCAGAUGUCAAAGCGAUAAACAACUACCUGACAUUCAGAAGACAUCUCUGUUCAGGGAAGUUUUUAACGUGUGAUAUUUUAGUGUAUUUUUAGUCUCUGUGGAAGCCCCCCAGAGUGGCUGGGGAAACCCAGCCAGAUGGGCGGGGUACAAAUAAUAAAUUAUCAUUAUUACUAUUAUUAUUAUUAUUAUCAUCAUCAUCAUCAAAGUGGAAGUUUUCUGCCUGUUUUGGAAGGAUCUUAACAGUGUUGAUACCUCUGGGAAUAACGUCGACGGAUCUACAUUUGAAGAGGAGGGGCAGGAGAAGAGAGAGCCAGGGAGGUUGGCAUGCAGAGAGCUCCCCAAAGCUUGCUUGAGCCCAAAAUGAUUUUCCCUCCCUCUCCGCUCUUUGAACACCAGCAGCCCUUCGUGCCACGGCACAAACGGCUGUUGAAACGCCCACUCACCAGAUACAGGUGCUAGGGAAAAAAUUGUGAGAAAUCUAAGACCGGGGCGGGGGGCGCUCUGAGACGUGUGGAAAUAGCUGCUCUGCUUUUUGGAUCCUGACCAAAACGAACAGCUUUUCUAAUCGGCUUCAUUAUCUAGAGUUGUCACUCAAAAACGGUUCAAAUUUUACUCGGAAGAAUUUCCGAACCCAAUUAUCGCAGGGUGGGGCUUUCCUUGCCUGCAAACAUUUCCUCCGUUGGCAGAGCAAGGCCGUUGGGCUGCACGGAAACGUUCUCUAGUUAUGUGACCGUUAAUACUUAGUUUCAGGAAGAAAGUCUUUGGGGCAGAUAUCUAGGCAUUGCAAAUGUGGUUUGUUUGUGUGUGUGUGUGUUCAUUCUCUUCUUCUUCACUUUCUCUGCAUUUUCCUUAUUGCUAAUCUCCAAGUGGUUUCUCAUUGACUUCAAAAUGCAUACCCUCCAACAUUUCUCCGAUGAAAAUAGGGACGUCCUCUUCAAAUUAAUAAGUUGCCCCACCAACUCUGGGCGGUUUCCAACAUACACAAAAACAUAAUGAACGUUAAAAGCCUUUUUUUAAAAAAACCUUCCCUAUACAGUGGCACCUUGGGUUACAUAACGCUUCAGGUUACAUACGCUUCAGGUUACAGACUCCGCUAACCCAGAAAUAUUACCUCGGGUUAAGAACUUUGCUUCAGGAUGAGAACAGAAAUCGUGCUCCGGCGGCAGCGGGAGGCCCCAUUAGCUAAAGUGGUGCUUCAGGUUAAGAACAGUUUCAGGUUAAGAACGGACCUCCGGAAUGAAUGAAGUACUUAAGCUGAGGUACCACUGUACAGGGCUGCCUUCAGAUGGCUUGGGGGGGCGGAUAACUCCAUACCCUCCAACAUUUCUCCAAUGAAAAUAGGGACGUCCUAAGGAAAAGCGGGACAUUCCAGGAUCAAAUCAGAAACUGGGGCGACUGUCCCUGGGAAUUAAGGGCACUCGGUGGGUCUGACAUAGGCUACGUUAGUCCUACUGUGGUUGGGGGGAGUGCUGAGAGGGUCCUUGGCCCCAAUGUCCUCCCCUUAUGACACUGCUGUAUGAAACAGAAGGAAGAAGGAUCCUAUGCACUAUAUCUGUGGCACGUCCAUGUGAAUCAUUGUUUGUAUACUGUUCGGUUCCGCAAAGCCUCGUCCCGGUGCAAGGCUGUCGAAAGGAAACAUUUGCCCCUGUUUUGUGUGCAUCUUUUAAAUAUUUCCCCUUCUGUCUUUUGUUUCGCAGUCUUGCGUUUAACGGCAUCACCACUGAAGGGGGGAAAAGCAUCGCAGAAGCCAUGAAGCACAACAGCACCGUGAAUAUAUUUUGGUAAGGAUCCGCUUGUUGGCAGAUUCUGGGAAAGGGGGGCUCGCCUCUCCUUGCAAGGAGAGGGGACAUGGAUUUUACAUGGCAGGUGCACCUCUCACAGUCCGUACCAGAUUCCCGAGUAGGCCUAGGUUGGAGUGGCAGAUUUCUGUGCAAGCUACAUGAAGGAACUGGAAGGAUCACUUUGAGCACAGAAGAGGCCAAGGGAUGCAGUGAGGAGAACAAAUAAACCACAGCAGGAAACUCUUCAGAUUUUGUUUAGGGCAUUUUUACCCUAUCACAUGAGACCAAUAGCGGCCCCUCCCCUCCAGGCUGACAAUCGAAAACACGACACAAAAGGAAAGAGGUUUGAGGAGGGAAGAGGAAAACAAGCAAACCCUUAGAAAGUUACAUCCAGGCUGAAGCACAAGGUGGCGCUCCAGCCGUGGUCGGGGGCAACUCCUCUUUAUCACUGGCCACGCCGACAGGGGGCUGUUGGGUGUCGGAGUCGAACGACACCCAGAGGACCACAUGUUCUCCACCCCCGAGUUAUGACGUAGCUCUUACGAUGACCAGCUGGGACGGAAACCGCUGUUUCCCCUAUCUCCCUCUGCUGCAGCCGGAUAGGUUGAGUUUUGCAUUCGGAGAUCACCUCCCUUUUCCUUGUAGCAUGAGCCGUGGGUCCUGUUGGAAGGGAUGUGUUUUUUCACAGCAAGACAUCCAAGCUAAUGUGCCCCAGCCAGGAAGUGGCAGUGAUCCAAUAGCUUCGUACUUGUGAAAUACAAAAGCCAGUAUCUCCUCCCAAUGCCAUGUUGCUGAGCUCUGAAGGGCCUGAGAAUCUGACCAAAUAUGAUUGAUUGAUUGAUUGAUUGAUUGACUGAUUGAUUGAUUGAUUGAUUGACUGAUUGAUUGAUUGAAUUUAUAUACCGCCCUAUACCCGGAGGUCUCAGGGCGGCUCACAGAAUAAAAUCAAGAUAUAAAACCACAAAAUACAGUGGAACCUCGGUUGUCAAACGUAAUCCGUUCCAGAAGACCAUUCAACUUCCGAAACGUUCGACAACCGAGGUGUAAUUGCUGGUCGGCAAAAUCCAGUGAAAAAAUGGAGAAACGCACCUCAGAAGCUGUUUGACUUCUGAGGCGCGUUCAGAAACGGAAGCAUUCACUUCCAGGUUAUGGUGUUCAAAAGCCAAAACAUUUGACUUCUGAAGCGUUUGACAACCGAGGUUCCACUGUACAUAAUGAAAAUGAAAACAACAACCCAAUAGCCCCCCCCCCACAAACCCCCCACAUUUUAAAAUGGCAUAGGAUGUCAAUCAGAUCAACCAAAGGCCUGGUUAAAAAGGAACGUUUUUGCCUGGCGCCUAAAGGUAUAUAAUGAAGGCACUAGGCAAACUUCCCUGGGGAGACCAUUCCACAGAUGGGGAGCCACUGCAGAGAAGACCCUGUUCUCGUGUUGCCACCCUCCGGACCUCUCAAGGACGAGGCACAUGAAGAAGGGCCUCAGAAGGUGAUUUCAGGGUCCGGAUAGGUUCAUAUGGAAAGAGGCGGUCCUUGAGGUAUUGCGGUCCUGAGCCGUGGUGUGUGUGUGUGUGUGUGGUUUUUAACCCACCAUGGUUUUCUUAGCAUUUCAGUGUGUUCCGAGUAGUUUUGGGAGAGUAAUUCUCCACCCCAACCUCCACAUUCAUAUGGUUUCAGUUCUUGGUUCCAUGUCCUCCUUAAGAGCACUUCCGCAGUGGCAGCCAUUGGCUUCUGAACGUCUUUGCCGUCGCUUCUGCCUUCUGCUGAUAAGACCCUGUGGGGUUGUUCUAGCAGCCCAAGAAUGUCUGAGCUAGCAAGAACCAGCGUCAGAGCUGAGACCACAUCCAACCCCAGGAAGCAGCAGCGAGUUUUUAAAAAGAAAACACUUUUAAGUAUCCCCGCUAUUAAAAGCAGCCGAUUAAGUUGACUAAAACUGAUGAUUAAAUGAAUCCAAAAUGAACUCGGGAGCGUACAGUGAGAGAGGUACCGUAUUUUUCGCUCUAUAAGACACACUUUCCCCCCUCUAAAAAUUAAGGGGAAAUGUGUGUGCGUCUUAUGGAGCGAAUGCAGGCUCCAUGGCUUCAGCAAUAGCAACGCGAAGCCUCCGAAGCGCAGUGGGAGCGCUCCUGCCACGCUCCGGAGGCUUCGUGUUGCUUUUGCUGAAGCCUGGAGAGGGAGAGGGGUCGGUGCGCACAGAUCCCUCUUGCUCUCCUGGCUUCGCUUCGCUGGAGAGGUGCUGCGUAGCUUUCCCUCUCCGCUCAGCACCCCUUCAGCGAAGCGGGAGGAGAAAUGGAAGGGGCUUUGUUUCUCCUGCCGCUUCGUUGAAGGGGCGCUGCGCAGAGAGGGAGAGAAUAUUUUUUUCUUGUUCUCCCUCUAAAACUAGGUGCGUCCUAUGGUUGGGUGCAUCCUAUAGAGCGAAAAACACGGUGAAUGUGGAAAGGGAUGGAAGGCUAGAGAGAAACAGUGCUGGAGGGGUGUAUAGCUAGAUUUUUAAACCCUAAAUUACAGAUCCCUGGAGGAAAGAGGGAUCUUCAGUGGAGAGCAAGAGACAUUUCCUCCUCCCAAACCGAGUUAUCCAGGUAGAUGAGUCUUUAUCCCAUUGUGUUAACAUACAGGGCAGACCAAUGGAGCUUUUGUAGCACUUCUUUUUUAUUUGUUAUUCCACUCUUCAUUUAAAAGAAAUCCCAGCACAGAUGACAGCAAACAUCAGCAAGCAGCGAACGAUCUAGCAUUAGCCAGGUGCGUUCGCACGGCCUUUUGUGGCACUCCUGUAAGACACCCCGUAAUUAUUGUAAGGAAUAUCUUGCGACUCAUUUGUGCCCCAGACAUUCUCCCUCCUGCGCCUUUGAACCGGUUUUGAAGCAGGGACAUUAAACACUCCACCUGACGCACUGGAAAGCCAAGCCGUCUUUUGUUCCACCAUCGUUCUCACAAUGCCUGGCUGAUCACAACCACUGCAUUUCUGGGGACAAUAAAUUAUUGUGCUUUUGGAACAGCCAGUCCCGGCGUUGACGGUAAAAGGGAGGCAACUUUGGAUCAUGUCCCAAGUGGUGCCUGGGAUCUGAUGCAAGACAGCAGCAGCAGCAGCAGAAGAAGAAGAAGAAGAAGAAGAAGAAGAGUUUGGAUUUGAUAUCCCGCUUUAUCACUACCCUUAGGAGUCUCAAAACGGCUAACAAUCUCCUUUCCCUUCCUCCCCCACAACAAACACUCUGUGAGGUGAGUGGGGUUGAGAGACUUCAGAGAAGUGUGACUAGCCCAAGGUCACCCAGCAGCUGCAUGUGGAGGAGCGGAGACGCGAACCCGGUUCACCAGAUUACGAGACUACCGCUCUUAACCACUACACCACACUGGCAGGCCGUGACUCUGUCGAUGGCUUGAACCGUGAAGAGCUUGGGUUGAAGGAACAGCACCAGAGCGUCCUUUGUCCUAGGCUGCAUUGCCCUGAAGAGAGAGCCUGGGGAACCUAUGGGCAGCCAUGAUCCUAGCUCCACAAACAAGGAAGAGAGGCAGACUCUUGGAAGUGUAGCUGCUCAGAGAUAGCAUCCUUUGGGGAACAUGGAUUGGAAGGACAAGAAACAGGACCUGCUAGAACGUACCCUCCGAGCAGACUUGACUAGAUGACUCUUGGGGUCCCUUCGGACUCUACAAUUCUACUUGUGUUGAUAAUUCAUCAAGGGAUCGAUAUAAUGGGUGAACCGAGCAAUAGAUAUAGGACAUAAUAUAGAUUUUAAUCUCGGGGGGGGGGGGACUUUGGAAGAGUGAUCUGAAGUUUACAGCUUCAAGGAAUGAGAACUACCUGAAAAUGAUAAAUGAUAUUUAACUCCAAGAUGGGACGCGGGUGGCGCUGUGGGUUAAACCACAGAGCCUAGGACUUGCCGAUCAGAAGGUUGGCGGUUCGAAUCCCUGCGACGGGGUGAGCUCCCGUUGCUCAGUCCCUGCUCCUGCCAACCUAGCAGUUCGAAAGCACGUCAAAGUGCAAGUAGAUAAAUAGGUACCGCUCCGGCGGGAAGGUAAACGGCGUUUCCGUGCGCUGCUCUGGUUUGCCAGAAGCAGCUUAGUUAUUCUGGCCACAUGACCCGGAAGCUGUAUGCCGGCUCCCUCGGCCAAUAAAGCGAGAUGAGCGCCGCAACCCCAGAGUCGGCCACAACUGGACCUAAUGGUCAGGGGUACCUUUACCUUUACCUAGACUUGCUAAGAUGUAUAAGACUGAAUUGGAUAAGUGCUGGAGAUGCAAUGAGACUGAGGGUACGUGGUGGACUUGUAAAAGGGUAAAAGAGUAUUGGGAAAUAAUUUAUAAUGAAUUGAAAAAAAAAUGUUUAAAAGUACUUUUUAAAAAAAAAACCCAGAAUCUUUGUCGUUGGGGAUAAUUCAGAUGGAAAUUCCCAGGUGUCAAAAAAGGUUAUUUAUGUAUGCCACUACAGCGGUCCGUGUUUUGUUAGCCCAAAAAUGGAAAACAAGCAAAAUCCCAACUAAAGAAGAAUGGCAACUUAAACUGAUGGAAUAUGUGCAGCUUGUGGACUUAACAUAUAGAAUAAGAGAACAAGAAGAACAUACGUUCAAAGAAGAUUGGAAAACGUUUAUUGAAUAUAUGGGGGGGAAUUGUAUAUAUUUGAAAACGUGGGCAGCAUUCAGAUAAAUUCAACAGUGUCAAUAAGUUUUGAUGGAUGUAAUAAUGGAAUACUCAAUGGUUUAGUUUAUCUAAAAUAUGCAGGGAUUUAUGUUAUGCAAAAUGAACCAUGGAAAGAAGAGAAGGGAAGUCAUUGAUAUUUUACGGUGGCUUAUGAAUGAAUAUUCUAAAAUGUAAAAUAGAAAAUUGGAUAAAAAUUAUGGAAAAAGAAACAGGACCUGCAACAAAGUGUUGCAGUUUAUUCCCACAUCCCAAGAGGAGUGCUUCUGUUGUGCCAGCCAGCCCUCUUGCAGGCUGUGUCAUUCCAUCUCCCCUCAGUUUUUUUUCCAUUUCUAGCUAAAGCUCAACAUUCUGUCGCUUCUGGGCAUGCGUGACCCUCUGUUCUUGUCAUUCCCUUGGGUUGGUUGGUUCAUUUUUAGGGCUCUCCCAGAAUAUUGGGACCUAGAAGAACUGCUCCCAGAAGUGCAAGCUGGAUUUAGAAGAGGCAGAGGAACCAGAGACCAAAUUGCAAACAUGCCCUGGAUUAUGGAGAAAGCUAGAGAGUUCCAGAAAGACAUCUACUUCUGCUUCAUUGCAUAGUUAUGGUUUUCCCAGUAGUGAUUUAUGGAAGUGAGUGCUGGACCAUAAAGAAGGCUGAUCACCAAAGAAUUGAUGCUUUUGAAUUAUGGUGCUGGAGGAGACUCUUGAGAGUCCCAUGGACUGCAAGAAGAUCAAACCUCUCCAUUCUGAAGGAAAUCAGUCCUGAGUGCUCACUGGAAGGACAGAUCCUGAAGCUGAGGCUCCAAUACUUUGCCCACCUCAUGAGAAGAGAAGACUCCCUGGAAAAGACUCUGUUGGGAAAGAUGGAGGGCACAAGGAGAAGGGGACGACAGAGGACAAGAUGGUUGGACAGUGUUCUUGAAGCUACCAGCAUGAGUUUGACCAAACUGCGGGAGGCAGUGGAAGACAGAAGUGCCUGGCGUGCUCUGGUCCAUGGGGUCACGAGGAGUCGGACACGACUAAACGACUAAACAACAACAACAAAGAAGAACUGCCUUGUGCUGAAUCAAAGCCAUUGGUCCAUCCAGUUCAGUAUUACCUACACUGACUGACAGCAUCUCUGCAGGGUUUCAGGCAGGGACUUCUCCCAGCCCAACUGGAGAUGCUGGGAUUUGAACCCAGGACCUUUUGCAUGCAAAUCAAGUGCUUCAUCCACCCCUAUACCACAUAAUACAUCACAACCGCUCUUGUUUCUCAGCAGCUCCUCUGUCUUCAUUUCUGUCAGUACUCACUGCCUGUUGUUAGAGAGCUCGUUUCUUCAUUUCCCAGGGAGAUUCGAUUGGUGCCUUCAUUAUACGCCUUUAGGCGCCAGGCAAAAAACGUUUCUCUUUAACCAGGCCUUUAGGGCUGAUUGACAUACAAUGCCCUUUAAAAAUGUGUCAGGGAGGAGAUUUUGGGGUUAUUCUUGUUUUUAUUUUUAUUAUGUACCAUAUUUUUUGCUCUAUAAGACUCACUUUUUCCCUCCUAAAAAGUAAGGGGAAAUGUGUGUGCGUCUUUUGGAGCGAAUGCAGGCUGCGCAGCUAUCCCAGAAGCCAGAACAGCAAGAGGGAUUGCUGCUUUCGCUGCGCAGCGAUUCCUCUUGCUGUUCUGGCUUCUGGGAUUCAGAAUAUAUUUUUGUUGUUGUUUUCCUCCUCCAAAAACUAGGUGCGUCUUGUGGAGCGAAAAAUAUGCUAUUUUGCGUUUUUAAUAUUGUUAUUUUUAUCCGUGAACUACCCUGAGACAUGUGGAUAAAUUAUUUUUAUUUAAAUAAUUUUUAUUUGGCUUUACAAGUAUAAGAGUAUAACAAUACAAAGUACAUAUCUAUAUUUAGAGAUUCCUCUGAAUCUCUGGACUUCCCACCUUCCUCCUCCAUGGGUCCUAUUGUCAAUGUUUUCAACUGCAUAUUAUUCAGUAAUCCAUAUUUUAUGUCACUCCAUUGUCUCCUUAGUACUUGCUACAUUACAAGUGCUCUUGCAAUCCUGCUAAUGUUUUCAUCUGCUUACAGUGGUCUCCCAGAUAAGUUAUAAAUGUUUCCCAUUCUUUAGUAAAAGUUUUGGUCUUCUUGGUUCCUGAGCUUUCCAGUCAGUUUUGCCACUUCAGCAUAGUUCAACAGCUUAGUUUGCCAUUCUUCUCUGAUAGGGACUUCGUCUUCUUUCCAUCUUUGGGCUGGUAGCAUACGUGCGACUGUCAUCGCAUACAUGAAAAGUCUUUUGCUCCUUUGGAAUAUCGGUACCUACAAUUCGUAAUAGAAAAGCUUCUAGGCUGGUUUGUUUUUUUAAAAAAAAGUUAUUUUAAACUUUUUUUUCAAUCCAUUAUACUGUAUAAGGGCAGCAUAAAAUUUUAAUUAAUUGAUUAACUAACUAAUAAUUUGCAGCUAGCAACAAGCCUCCUGAGCUUGUUAAAAUGCUUUGUGGACAACCUGAGUAUUUGUAGCUUCGGUAUAUAUGCUCCACUUUCCCCGUUCUAACCCCAAAAGAAGGGGAGAGCCGUACGUAGCAGCUUACAAAAGAAAAUAAAAGACUAACUUAAAAAGGGCAAUUAUUCUCCAUUAACCCAGCCUGGCGCUGCUUGGUCAAGCGUUGAGCUAUAAAUGCCUUUAAUCUCUAUGGAGAGAAGGUGGAAGACCAGUUUUGGUGUGGUCCUAAUGGCUAAACCUAUUUUCCUGUCCUCGCUAGGAGUUUUCCAAGCUGCCCUCCUCUCCACCAGCCAUUCCCAUGAAUGCUUUCCAUGGCAGCAUUUUUAUUUUUAUUUUUAAAAAGCAAAACCAGAAACCCUUCCUUGAUCACAUGGAAAUGCCUUAGGCAUGUGGGGGUGAGUGGGUCUCCAUCUCACUUGCAUUAAAAAAAACAACCCUUCCUUUUUCAAACGAAUACUGAAAUCUUAGCAAAGUGUAAGUUUGCUUGAACGCAAUGACGCCCACAAUGGCUGUACUGUCAAUCACUUGGCAGACCUUUUAGACAUGUGCAUCUAGCCGAAGAGUUUCCAUUUCAUUCCUGGCCAGCCAGGAUCUUUAAUAAAAUUGCACCUAUGCUGGCAGAGAAGAAAUUCCUUUUUUUUCCCCAAACCAUAGGACGGCCAUACACUCUUGGGACUGAAAAAAGGAGGUUCUUUUUACCAUAUGUAGUGGUCUUGUAGUAAGGUUAAAGCUUACUGGGAAAUGAUAUAUAACGAAAUGAAAAGGAUGUUUAAAAUAACCUUUGUGAAAAAAACACCCCAGAAGCUUUUCUUUUGGGAAUUAUAGGGACAGAACUACCUAAACUACAGUGGUACCUCAGGUUAAGUACUUAAUUCGUUCCGGAGGUCCGUUCUUAACCUGAAACUGUUCUUAACCUGAAGCACCACUUUAGCUAAUGGGGCCUCCAGCUGCCGCUGCGCUGCCGGAGCAUGAUUUCUGUUCUCAUCCUGAAGCAAAGUUCUUAACCUGAAGCACUAUUUCUGGGUUAGCGGAGUCUGUAACCUGAAGCGUAUGCAACCUGAAGCGUAUGUAUCCCAAGGUACCACUGUAUAUAGAAACAUAGUCCUGUAUGCGACUACAGUGGCCAGAAUAUUACUUGCUCCAAAAUGGAAAGAAGCAGAAGUCCUAUCAAAGGAGGACUUGAUACAAAAACUUAUGGAAUAUGCAGAAAUGGCAAAACCUACCAGAAGAAUAAGAAAUCAAGAUAACAAACUUUUUAUAAAAGAAUGGCAAUGGUUUAUGGAAAAUUUACAGAUAAAUUUCAAAGAGAUAAAAACACUGGCAGGAUAAUUCUAAUAACUUGCAGUUUCAUAAGAGUAUAUAUUUAAAGAAGAUGAAUAAAUGAGCACAUUAAGUUAAUUUGGACAUGCAGAAGAUAUUAAAAAAUAAAUUGAAGGAACCGCAGAAAGAGGGGGAAGGAAGUCAACUUUUGAAAUGUCAAAAUGAUUGUAAAAUUAGUUAAAUAUAUACACUUGAAAAGUAGAUAAAAAAAUUUUUUUAAGAAAAAAAGAAAAGAAAAAUCCUGUUUGCUUCUCUCACCAGGCUAACAAAGAAUGAGCUGGAUGACGAAGCAGCCGAAUGCUUUGCUGAAAUGGUAAAGGUCAACAAGCGAUUGGGUCAUCUAUGGUGAGUUGUCUUGGCUCACGGAGAAGGCACUCUUGAGUCACUGCCUCAGGCUACGAGUCACAUUUCAGUCACUGUACAUUUUCUAUACAAGGACCCAACCCUGAGCUUUGGGCUCCUUUUGACAGAAAGGUCACCGGAAGCCCUUAAUUUGCAUCGAGGCAUCAGAUUCAUGCUGAUCUAAAGUUGGAGUGCCUCAUUCUUCACAAUUCCCGGAAGGAGUUGCUGAACCAGUGACUAGGAGAGGAACCAGUUGAACUUUUGAAGGAUUCCUAUGCAGAUGACACGUAUAAAAAUGUGGCAAACCGUCAAAACGUUAAAAACUUCCCAAUAGAGGGCUGCCUUCAGAUGUCUUCUAAAAGUUGUGUGGUUCUUUAUCUCCUUGACAUCUGAUGGGAGGGCGUUCCACCGGGUGGCCGCCACCACUGAGAAGGCCCUUUGCCUGGUUCCCUGUAACCUCACUUCUCGCAGGGAAGGAACCGCCAGAAGGCCCUCGGCGCUGGACCUCAGUGUCUGGGCAGAACGAUGGGGGUGGAGACACGCCUUCAGGUAUACUGGACCGAGGCCGUUUAGGGCUUUAAAGGUCAGCUCCAACACUUUGAAUUGUGCUUGGAAAUGUACUAAGAGCCAAUGUAGGUCUUUCAGGUCCAGUGUUAUAUGGUCUCAGCAGCCACUCUCUGUCACCAGUCUAGCUGCUGCAUUCUGGAUUAGUUGCAGUUUCUGGGUCACCUUCAAAGGUAGCCCCACAUAGAGCGUAUUGCAGUAAUCAAGCGGGAGAUAACGAGAGCAUUCACCACUCUGGCGAGAUAGUCUGCAGGCAGGUAGGGUCUCAGUCGGCGUAGCAGAUGGAGCUGGUAGACAGCUGCCCUGGUCACAGAUGUCCCAUGUACACAGUGUUUAGUUUAAUCACCACCAUCAAAGCACUAGCAAAAUGUAAGGCUUGGUUUUCGUUUGUUUAGGGAUCUACCCCAUUGUCAGUAACGCUUACAUUUCCUUUUGUCCGUGUGUUGUGUUUUUCCAUAACAAAUUACCCUUGAGUGACUAAUGCUAAAGAAAUAAAUGUCUUGAAGCUUUUUUAAAAAAAUAAAAAAUAAAUAAAUUGCAGUGUUCUGGGCAAAGGAAAACAGGAGAAAUUGAACUCCAAGGUGACUUUACAUAUUUUUGAUGGUUGGCCCCUCUGAGCCAGUCUCUUCCUGCCUCCUCUCUUGCAGUGCCAGCCCAAAGUGGCCAGUGAAUUGCCUUCCCCGGCCGUCGCUUUGGAUCCAUCAUGAAUAAUCCCCCAGACAGCUGCUCUCCUGUGAUCAGAGAGCAGCUGUGUGGUCAAUUAUACAAUUAAGCUCAGUAACCCUGAAAGACGCCCAUGCACUUUAGACUGAAGAGGCUUGGAGCCUCUUGGCUGCGCUUCUAUGGGGGGAUUGUCUGAUGCCAAGCAGGCCAGCCAUGCAGAUGGAAAUCAGAAACCACCAGUUCCUGGCAAGACCCCAGCCUUGUUCAGCAAAAAGGAGUGUUGAUUUUCCACUUCAGACGCACCAUGCCCAAGCCAAGUGCGUGACAGGCAGGACGCUGUGGACCGGGCGCAAACAGAGAGUGUUUUCUCCGGAGCUGAGGGCUUUCCUUUCUCUCUCUCUCUCUCUUAGGCUUAUCCAGAAUCAGAUUACCAGCAGAGGUGCCAAGUGCCUGGCUGAUGCUCUCAAGCACAAUACGGCCAUUAAAGAGAUCUGGUAAGGGUGACGGCUGUGCGGCUUUCCAAAGUGUGGCAAUCACACUCCAACUGUCUGCUUAGACACAUGUGCAGGAUCUUGCCUAGUUAGACGGGGAGCCUGUGACCCUUGAACUUCAUUGGGUCUCAUCAGCAUGGCCGAUGAUGAUGAGAGCUGGGACCUAACAUCCAGAGAGCCACAUGCUGUCCGUUGCUGAUGUACAACAAAACGUGCGUGGGAUGUUCUCGCACAUGACACAGUGGCAAACGCCUUGCGUCUUGGCCAUUUCCGUGCUUUGGCGAUGGAAUGCGUGCCCAAAUCCAUUUCACCUGUUUCUGGUGCCAAGAGGGCAAAUGUGCCAAGAGAGAUUGUGGAGCUGAGUUGGGCCACUGUUCCCGCCACAAUCACCUUGACUUCUGAACAUGGGGAUCCUUCAAACGCAAAUCAGGAGUCUGUAUCAUUCGGAUAGUUGGGAGCAAGUAAUCCUGCCCUGUGGGGGACAUGGGUGGCACAGGGUUAACCACAGAGCCUAGGACUUGCUGAUCAGAAGGUCAGCGGUUCGAAUCCCCAUGACGGGGUGAGCUCCCAUUGCUCAGUCCCUGCUUCUGCCAACCUAGCAGUUCGAAAACACGUCAAAGUAGAUAAAUAGGUACCGCUCCGGCGGGAAGGUAAACGGCAUUUCAGUGCGCUGCUCUGGUUCACCAGAAGCAGCUUAGUCAUGCUGGCCACAUGACCCGGAAGCUGUACGCCGGCUCCCUUGGCCAGUAAAGCGAGAUGAGCGCCGCAACCCCAGAGUCGGCCACGACUGGACCUAAUGGUCAGGGGUCCCUUUGCCUUUAAUCCUGCCCUGUGUGCGCAGUCUAACUAAGGGAGGAAUAGCAGAGAUCAGGAAGAAUCGUGUUGGGAGCCCUGCAUGCAGUCAUGGGCCACCAGCUGGCUAGACCUUAACUGCCUAGCCACAUCUUUAAUUAGCAUUUAAAUCAUGAGUCUCUCAAUGUGGCUAGCAGUAGUUGUAACCAAGUCCCAUAGAAACCUGUGGACCAGGUUAUUCAGGCCCAACGCCCAGUGACAUUUAACAUUUUAGCUGGCUCAGAAUCAGCGUUUGUCAAUUUUGCCUCUUGGUUUAUGAGCUGGUGCCGUAGGACUUACACAGCUCCCGUUCGUUUCAGUGCAGGAGAUGCUCCUCUCUUAACCUCAGGGUUCUGGGUUCGAACCCCACACUGGGCAAAAAGAUGCCUGCACUUGCAGGGGUUGGACUUGAUGGUCCUCACGGUCCUUUUCAACUGUACAAUUCUGUGAUUGUCUCUGUAGCCAUUUCAGAAAUAAAGUACAUUUCGUUAGUUUAAUAUACAGUCGUACCUCGGAAGUCGAACGCCUUGCGAGUCGAAUGUUUUGGCUUCCGAACACCGCAAACCCGGAAGUGAGUGUUCCGGUUUGCGAACGUUCUUUGGAACCGAAACUUCCGACACGGGUUCCACAGCUUCCGAUUGGCUGCAGGAGCUUCUUGCAGCCAAUCGAAAGCCGUGCCUUGGUUUCUGAAAGUUUUGGAAGUCAAACGGACGUCCAGAACGGAUUCCAUUCGGCUUCUGAGAUAUGACUGUACUGCCUUUACACAAGCCCCAGGGCCAUCUAAAACAGGUAGAUCCAUAAAAAUCACACAAUAUUUGAAGGCAGGUGGCAGAUCACUAAAGAGCAAUUACUAAUUGCCGCAUCAGUCAAGUCUCUCCAGAUGCGUCUUAACCAGUGUUAGAAACCGCGAUAUGAAAGCUGGGAGAUAAAUGGUACCUUAAACUGAGGUUAUGGGUGCAACAACAGAAUGUCUAGGCACGCUAUUUUAUAACAAGAAUAUGAAAAUGAAAGAACUGCAGCUAAAGUAUUAUGUUGGUUUUUCACAUGUUCUAGUCCUUCCCCUGCCCACUCCCCUAAUAUUCUUAAGAGGGUCUCCAGUCUUCAGAGAGUAGCUGGAAGUGGGGAGGCAGAAAAAGGUCCUCCUUUCCUCGCACUCUUUCAGUUUUAACCCGAAAUCUUAGGCGUAGUAUUGCACCCAGAGGUCAGAAGCUCCUCGCACUGAUGAAAUUCCCUGUUGCAAAAUACACCUAGGGCAAUGGGAGUUUCAAACACUGGUCUUAACAAGCCACUUAAAAUUGUACAGAGAUGGGGCCAGGGGCAUUUUAGUAGGGAGGGAGUUCUAUGUCUUAAAGAAGCCACUACUGAAGAGGCCAUUUCCCAGGCCUCAUCCUGAGAAAGGACCACCAGGAGGGUCUCACCUCCUGACCUCAGAGCACAAGUAGGUAGAUGUGGAGGAAGGCAUUCUUGCAGAUAGUUGUGCUUCAAUAUCUGCCCUGUUCUGCUGAGCCCAGAGCACAUCAACUAGGUGAAAUUCUUGCACCAGAAAGAAGAGAGCCUUAGCUUAUAUCUUGUGAUCUAAAGGGAUGUGUGUGACAUUCAAUAUGUUUUAGUAUUGCCUACUACGGGCUAAGCAUUCCCAAGAGAUGAAAAGCUCUUGGAUUUCUCUAGGUGGAAAUUUCACGUCCUCGUCAGAAACCAGGACUACCUUGCGCCGUUCGUCCCAAAACAAACAGGCUAUAGGAAGAGCGCCAAAGGAAAGAGAGCGAGAGAACCUGCAGAAACAGCUGCUUUAUUUUAAUUUCUCUUUCCCUCCCCCCCUCCCUCUUUCCACCUCCAACAGCUUAAAUGGAAACCUAAUAAGCCAAGAGGACGCAAAAACGUUUGAAGAUGAAAGGAGGCUCGUUUUCUUUUGAGAUGGGGGGGAGAGAUGAGGUUGGACGGCUGUCGAGAUGCCAGGCCUUUGGAACAGUGGUGGCUGAAGCCCAAAUGCGAUGCCCAGUUGACUCGAGGGUGGAAGACGUGUGUCUUACGUUGUGCUUUCAAAAAAUAAAAUAUCUCCUUGGUGCUGUUUUUACAUCUUGUAA